UAUGGAGGCUCAAACUAAUGCCACCUAUUUAAUGAUAUGGAAUCACAUUCAAAUUUAAGGCCAAUGAAACAUUGCCACAUAUCAAAAUGAUGUGGCAUGACAAGUCAUUAGGGUGAUUUUUUAGGUAUUCACAUUCAAUAUUAAGUUAUUAAGUUAAUUCAAGUCACAAAAAAUACGAAACAAUUUCUUUUAUAUCAACAUCUUGCUAGGGGUGUUCACGGAUCUGUUCAUCGGCGUGAUGACUUCCUGUGUCUGCUGCUGAAGAUCGAUCCCCUCCAUUAUGUUUUAUGAGCUCGUUCGACUGGUCUAUGUGAAUCCUAGACCGAUGAUGGAGGAGAGCCAAAUGCAUAAAAAGCUUGUUGUUAUUGCAGCGGUGGAUGUCAUUGCUGGAAAUGUUGACCUUUUAUCUGAAAUUCUACUUCGUCUGCCUGCAAAAUUUCUCAUCAGGUUCAGUAUAGUAUGCAAGCUUUGGUGCUCAAUCAUUACCGGUAUGCAAUUUAGGCUUAGUCACUGUCGUUCUCUUGCAUUCUCUAAUGCUACCUCCCCUUCCGGGAUCUACUUCUGCAAUUGUCUAACCAACCAAAAAAUUAAAUCCCUUCCGCUUGCUGAUAAUGCAACUAGCCUCCCUUCUCUUCCACUCCUUGACCAAUUCAUCAAUUCAAGCAUAGGAGGUGAUACAGUUACUGAAUUCAAGGUUACCCAAUCUUGCAAUGGCCUGUUAAUGUGCAUAUUCACUGCGAGAACUAGUAGAAUUACUAUAAAAAAAGGUAUUGUUUACAAUCCUGCAAAUGGGGAGUGCUGUCUAUUGCCACAUAUUUAA
Messenger RNA from Lycium ferocissimum, 820 nucleotides. RefSeq names its product F-box protein At5g07610-like. The record is from RefSeq and is a predicted model, not a curated record. NCBI's taxonomy places the organism in Eukaryota, Viridiplantae, Streptophyta, Magnoliopsida, Solanales, Solanaceae. Gene Ontology annotation, molecular function: protein binding. Bases 281 to 820 code for a protein of 179 amino acids. The transcript has 2 exons.